Messenger RNA from Papaver somniferum (opium poppy), 1654 nucleotides. Its product is annotated as MDIS1-interacting receptor like kinase 2-like. Gene Ontology annotation, molecular function: ATP binding; protein binding; protein kinase activity. Gene Ontology annotation, biological process: protein phosphorylation. Bases 1 to 1458 code for a protein of 485 amino acids. NCBI's taxonomy places the organism in Eukaryota, Viridiplantae, Streptophyta, Magnoliopsida, Ranunculales, Papaveraceae. The transcript is spliced from 3 exons. The record is from RefSeq and is a predicted model, not a curated record.
AUGGAAAUUGAAUUGUCGAGAAACUAUCUGACUGGUCCAAUCCCUUCUUCUAUAUGCAAUCUUAGCAAACUUAACAGAUUGUACCUUCACAAGAAUCAGUUAUCUGGCACCAUUCCUCUUGACAUUGCAAGGCUAAGCUCUCUUUCUGAAUUUGGAAUACACCAAAACAAUCUCAUUGGUCAAAUCCCUGCUUAUUUAUGUAAUUCGACAGGAUUGAAGAACAACAGUGGUUUAUGUGGUGGUAAUCACUCUGGAGGUAUUAAGCCAUGUAACUCGUCAGUUAUCAUCGGAAGAAAGAAAGCCAAACCAACACUUGCGGUGAUAAUUUUAGUUCCACUGUUUGGUUCCUUGUUUCUUUUGUUCACAUUUUUUGCUAUCUAUUUUUGCUUGCGAAAAAGACUAGUCGUAAGAAAUAUCGAGCAGGCAGAUCAACCAACAACUAUAAACACAAGAAGAAACGUAUUCUCGGUAGAGAAUUAUGACGGGAAGCUGGUGUUUGAAGAAAUAAUGGAAGCAACGGAAAACUUUGAUACCAAAUAUUGCAUUGGGGCGGGAGGAUAUGGCAGCGUCUACAAGGCGAAGCUAUCGACAGGUCAGGUUGUUGCUGUGAAGAAGCUUCACUCGUCAGAUGAAGAUUCCGACAUGAUUGAUCAUAAAUCUUUUGAAAGCGAAGUUCAAGCAUUGACCGAAAUCCGGCAUAAAAACAUCGUAAAGCUCUUUGGUUUCUGCUCAAGUGUAGAGCGACAAAUCUCAUUCUUGAUUUAUGAGUUUAUAGAGAGGGGGAGUUUGAAAAAGAUUUUAUGCGAUGGAGAACAAGCAGUAGAGUUUGAUUGGAUAAAGAGGAUAAGAUUCAUCAAGGGAACUGCCGAUGCACUUGCUUACAUGCACCAUGAUUGCAUUCCAGCAAUCGUUCAUAGGGACAUAUCUAGCAACAAUGUCUUGUUGGAUUUGGAAUAUGAAGCGCGUGUUUCUGAUUUUGGUACUGCUAGGAUGUUGAAGCCAGAUUCAUCUAACUGGACAUUAGUUGCAGGAACAUAUGGAUAUAUUGCUCCAGAACUGGCCUAUACAAUGAAGGUAACCGAGAACUGUGAUGUUUAUAGCUUUGGAGUACUUGUACUAGAAGUACUACACGGUAGACACCCAUCUGAGAUUAUCGCAUUACUCUCUCCUGAGCUCCUUCCAACGUCGUCUUCAACUUCGACUUCGAAUGUUCGGGUUAAAAAUAUAAUGCUGAAAGACAUCUUAGACGAGUGCCUUGAAGCACCAACGGAUGCUGUGAAGAAAGAAAUAAUGUCCUUUGUAAAGGUUGGUCUCUCAUGCUUACGAGGUGAUCCACAUACUCGGCCAACAAUGCAAGAAGUGUCAGUGGAGUUAUCACGAUCAGCUCAGAUCAGGACAUCUUUUGGGAAGCCCUUUGAAACUGUUACAUUGGGUGACCUACUGACGGGGGACUCGUAAGAAUGAUGUGCAGCUAAAUCGUCUGCAUAUUCCCUUCACUUGUCUUCUUUAAUUAUUCAGUUGCAAGAACUAUUCCAUAUUGUCUGCGCAUAUACAUUUCACUUGUUUUUUCUUUAAUCAUUCAGUUACGAUACUGUUAAGAAUAUCCAUGAAGUUCUUGGUUCAAAUGUUGUGCAAGAACUAUUCCGAGCCAAAG